GAGCCGGUUUCAGUUCAGCAGCGAACGCCUUUGCGGCAAGAGCUCACCGUUUUGUUCCUUCUGUAUUCCAACGUGCCUUGUGUAUUCCCCGCGGUUAAAGUCAAAUUGGAAGCGCCGUCCCAACAACACGGGAUCCUGCAACAUCUUGCUGGAGAGUCUAACCUCGAAAAAAUUUCAAGCUAGAAUUUUUGUUUACGCUGUGCAUGCAAUUUACAGAAACAUUUUGGCAGAUUUCAUAGUGACUUUAUCACGAGCUCCUUGAAACCGUGCUGAGUUGAUUAUUUUUGUAUUGUUGUUAGUGGACCAUAAUGAAACAUUUUCCUGUCAAAAACGUCAAUCGCAAAAUUGAUUUUUAAUUCGCAUCUCUGUACAGAAUCAGCGAAUCAUCCUAUUCAGCAAACAAUAAACUUUAUCAAAGAAACUGUCAGAAGUUUCUAAGUUUUUAUUUUGUUAAAAAAAUGAAUUCUGUACUAUAUUAAUAAUAAUAAUAAAAAAAAAAAAAAAAAAAAAACCUCUGCAUUUAAGAUAUUGACUAAAAUACAACCUGCUUGGACUUUGUUGAAGAUGGCAUCUAUGGCUCUCUUAAACGGCAAUCAUUCCGAAAAUCUCCUAAACAGUGCAACUUGUUAUCUCGUAUCGACGACCUCUGGUAGCAGUACUCUCAUGACCAACAGUUUGUCUCCAACAGCAACUCACUCAUCCCCAUCAACAGUUAACGCUCAAAGAAUAGCACCAAAAUUGCCAGAUCACCAUAAAUACCACCAGCAAGAUUCUACAGAACUUUUACGGUGCAAACGAAGAAUACAACUCGGACAUUUGCCUUCUUCAGGAAAAAGCAUGAAUCCUCAACCAGCAGCUGUUGCUCGAAGGAAUGAGCGCGAAAGAAACAGGGUUCGACUCGUGAAUCUCGGGUUCGCAACGCUUCGACAGCAUGUUCCUAAUUCAACCAAGAAUAAGAAAAUGAGCAAAGUGGACACACUGAGGUCAGCCGUUGAGUAUAUCAAGAGUCUACAAGAACUGUUAGGUGAGACGACGACAGGGAUGAUGAAUCAGGGAGGAACGAUAGAUGAGAAUUCGUACCCGACGGGUGGACAGUCUUCGACGGGAUCUCCCACUCCCAGUCUCUGUUCAGAAGCAUCCUCGCCUUAUGAUGUUAUGCAUGGUGAGGAAGAUGAUGAACUCAUGGACUUCACGACAUGGUUUUGAACUCACUGAAAUUGUAUUAAGGCCUACCUCAUCGUUAACAGUGACACGGGAAAAAAACAGAAGAAAAGAAAUUUCUGUGCGCCUGUGUUCUGCGACAGUAUUUGAACUUGAAUCUAAGCAGGAGUUUUAAGUAAUAUGAACACUAAUAUUUUUCGCGAGAUCUUCAUUGCUCUGCAAGUCUGAACAUAAAGAAAGAAGCCUUUUAAAUACUGAACUGUUUAUAUCCCAUUUUAUUUCAUAUACAUUAUAUCAUAUUUAUAAAGAGUACAUUGUUAGUGUAUUAUUUGUACAUAAGUUUUAAUUUAUUAUGCACGUUGACCACUGAAUAUAGAGCUAGAUUCGUGAGAUAUGAAAAGUGAAGUUGACGUGUAUCACUGAGCUGUUUUCUCAACUAUUUUGAAAGUUGAAAAACUUAGUUGAUUAUUGAACGUUAAGGAUUUUCAAAAAUUAUGCACGAACUGUUUUCUACGUCCAGAUGACUCUGUUGAUUAAGCACUGCAUCAAAAAAUUAGAAAAUGUGAAAAACAGUGCCUUUAGAAAAUCGACUCUCGCAUUAAUUUUCUUACAUUUUUUAUGCCUGUUGGAAUAUUUGAAAAAAAAAAAGUCCACAUUCCAUUUAUUAUAUUUACAUGUAUGUAUAUAAGAGAAAUAUUUUCUUAAUUCAUAGAUCAUUUUAAAAUUAAAAUUCCAUGUUACAUUAUUUAGAAUGUUAUUGUAUUUCUCACUUUGCACAAACGCUCUGAAAUAUUUUGCGUGUUACAAAAUAAAAAAAUAUUGUUUUAA
Molecule: messenger RNA, 1989 nt
Organism: Stegodyphus dumicola
Lineage: Eukaryota; Metazoa; Arthropoda; Arachnida; Araneae; Eresidae
Product: achaete-scute homolog 1a-like
Biological process (GO): developmental process; regulation of transcription by RNA polymerase II
Molecular function (GO): protein dimerization activity; RNA polymerase II transcription regulatory region sequence-specific DNA binding; DNA-binding transcription factor activity, RNA polymerase II-specific
Source: RefSeq, a predicted model, not a curated record